CCUAAUAAAUAAAUAAUAAAUAUAAAUAAUUAAAAAUAAAAUAAUAAUUCACCUCAGAGCCUCUCCUCUCCUCUCCUCUCCCAUCCUUUCCGUUUCAAUUUCUUCAUCUGUUUGUCUGUCUCUAUAUAUCUCACCUAUCUCUCCCCCCUUUUCUCCUUUCUUCUUCGUCUUUAUUAUUUUCCAUCAGACCACCAUCUUCACUCCCACCUCUCAUCAGGUUCCUCCUCAACCUUUCCUUCUCUAAUUUCAUCCCCUUUUUAAUUUAUUCUAUUUUCCCGAAAUUGUUUGGUCAGACACACACACACACACACACACAAUUAAAAAAUAACAUUACCUUUUUCAAGCAUCUAAUUAUAGAUCCGUGAGACUGCAUAGGUUUAAUUUAUCAAAUAAAUAUCAAAAAAACAAGAGAAAAAUGAAUCACUGUGGAAUUCAUCAAAACAACACCUUUGCGCCAUCCAGAGAUGAGAUGAGAAGCUCCGUUUCGGUUUCGGUAUCUUUCGAUAACGGCGAACCGAUGGUUUGUCCCAAACCCAGGCGGCUUAGUCUUUUCAGUACCACCGUGAACGAGCCUGUUAGGUCUCUCAGAUGGCAGAUGUGCUAUCAGUCCGAAGGAUAUGAGUCAAAAGCCGGCCCUGAGCUUCUUGACAUCAUCUUUUCAAAGGGUGGUGGAUAUGGAGGAUCAGAACAAACAUGUACACAGGUAGCCUCGUCGCCCCCGUUUUUCAGUGGGUCACCGCCGAGUAGAGUUUCUAACCCGCUAAUCCAGGAUGCACGAUUUGGGGAUGACAAGAUCUCCCCCUUGUCGCCCCAUUCUAUUGUGCCCAACCCUGCAGUGUCUGGAUCGCCGCCGCCGCCCCAAACAUCUUCAUCUGCAAGGAAAGGUGGAUGUUUACGUGGCAAUUUUGGUAACAAACCGGCUGUUAGGGUCGAGGGGUUUGAUUGCCUCGAUAGGGACAAUAGGCGCAAUUGCAGCAUCCCUACCUUGGCCUGAAAAAUCAAACCCUUGGUUAUUCCUAAACAUACUUUCUUCUUCGUUUCAAGUACAUAAACAAAUCGUUCUAGCAAAAAAAAAACUACAGUUAAAAUCAGUCUAUUUAAUUCUAGCCUUCUAAGGAGGAAUUUUGAAGAGAUACAAGCAGUGAGCAUCAGCCAGCGAGUUUCGUCACAUUUAGUGUAAAUAAGCGAGUCUUUAAUCUUGAUUUGUAUGUAAGUAAUUAGUGAGUUUAAUGACCAAAAUAAUGGUUGAGAGUAAGUGAGAGAGUCUGUGUUUACGAGUCUUUCUUGGUUUAGUUUUAAGGUGUAAUUACCCGUAUUGUUUUGUAAGUAUUAAGAGAUCAAGUGGGUAAUUUCCAAUGCUCCAAAUUUUCUGUUUUUGAGGGUCAUUAUGUAAGAAGAGCAAUUUGAUUUGCGAUUUUAUGAAGAGAAAAAAUGUGUAUAAAAGUUUCAAAAUCGCAAAUCUAGAUGCGUUUGACAUUGUAAAUAUUUUAUUAUCGUUAUAUAAACAUGUUCAUAUGUUUUUGAUUGAUGCAA
Molecule: messenger RNA, 1533 nt
Organism: Erigeron canadensis
Lineage: Eukaryota; Viridiplantae; Streptophyta; Magnoliopsida; Asterales; Asteraceae
Exons: 4
Coding region: 416-994 (192 amino acids)
Source: RefSeq, a predicted model, not a curated record